AUGCCUGGCCCAGUGGACACCACAAAGUCCAUUGACGCCAAGAAGCGCAAGAGAAAGCACGCCGCUAAGCCUACCGCCGACAGUGAAGAUGCCCCCAAGCCUGUUGUGGCAAAGUCAACGAAGAAGGCCAUUGCCUCUCCCAAGCCUGCGACCGAUAAGACAAUCAAGAAGCGCAAAGUGAGCCACUCCAGCGACGACGAGAGCGGCGACGAGGCCGAGCAAGUCGAGCAAGUCGAGGAAGUCGAGGAGCAGGAGGAUAACGAGGCCGAUGAGGCUGAGGAGAAGGAUAAUGUUGCGGAUCUCCCCAGCAUGGGCGAAGUCAGCCUCCCCCAGACUGAGGGUGAGCUGAAGAAGUUUACCGAGCUUAACCUCUCGGAGAAGACCAUGCAGGGUAUUCAGGACAUGGGUUUCGAAACUAUGACUGAGAUCCAGCAGCGCACAAUCCCACCGCUGCUUGCCGGUCGUGAUGUUCUAGGUGCUGCGAAGACUGGGUCGGGAAAGACUCUUUCUUUCCUGAUUCCUGCGGUUGAGAUGCUCAGCGCCCUGCGUUUCAAGCCCAGAAACGGUACUGGUGUUCUUGUUAUCUCUCCCACCCGUGAAUUGGCUCUUCAGAUCUUCGGUGUUGCCCGUGAGCUUAUGGCCCACCACUCUCAGACCUACGGUAUCGUGAUUGGCGGUGCCAACCGUCGUGCUGAGGCCGAUAAGCUCGCCAAGGGUGUUAACCUGCUCAUCGCCACCCCCGGUCGUCUCCUUGAUCACCUCCAGAACACCCAAGGCUUCAUUUUCAAGAACUUGAAGACUCUCGUCAUUGACGAGGCGGACCGUAUCCUUGAAGUCGGUUUCGAGGACGAGAUGCGCCAGAUCAUCAAGAUUCUUCCGGCCGAAGAGCGUCAGACUAUGCUUUUCUCCGCCACUCAAACCACCAAGGUCGAGGAUUUGGCCCGUAUAUCUCUGCGCCCUGGCCCAUUGUACAUCAACGUUGAUCACCGCAAGGAGCACAGUACUGUGGAGGGUCUGGAACAAGGAUACGUGAUCUGUGAAGCCGAUCGGCGCUUCCUGCUCUUGUUCUCGUUCCUCAAGCGCAACCUGAAGAAGAAAAUUAUUGUCUUCUUCUCCAGCUGUAACUGUGUGAAGUACCACGCCGAGCUUCUGAACUACAUUGAUCUACCCGUGCUUGAGCUGCACGGAAAGCAGAAGCAGCAAAAACGAACCAACACCUUUUUCGAGUUCUGUAACGCCACUCAGGGUACCCUGAUUUGUACUGACGUUGCUGCUCGUGGCCUUGAUAUCCCCGCUGUCGACUGGAUCAUUCAGUUCGACCCCCCAGAUGACCCCCGUGACUACAUUCACCGUGUCGGACGAACUGCUCGUGGUGCCAACGGUAAGGGUCGCAGUUUGAUGUUCCUGCAACCCUCCGAGGUUGGCUUCCUCAAGCACCUGAAGGAGGCUCGCGUGCCGGUGGUCGAGUUCGAGUUCCCCUCCAACAAGAUUGUCAAUGUCCAGUCUCAAUUGGAGAAGCUCAUUGGUCAGAAUUACUAUCUCAACAAGUCUGCCAAGGAAGGAUACCGAUCGUACCUCCAGGCGUACGCCUCUCACUCCCUUCGUUCCGUGUUCGAUGUGCACAAGCUGGACCUGGUCAAGGUCAGCAAGGGCUUUGGCUUCCCCACUCCGCCACGGAUCGAUAUCCAGCUGGGUGCCAGCAUGAGCCGCGAUAAGCGACAGGAGCAGCAAGGUCGCCGCACAUACGGGAGCCAGCCCAAGGGAUCGAAGUUCAAGCGCAAGCACGAGGAUUAA
Molecule: messenger RNA, 1794 nt
Organism: Penicillium odoratum
Lineage: Eukaryota; Fungi; Ascomycota; Eurotiomycetes; Eurotiales; Aspergillaceae
Gene: has1
Product: ATP-dependent RNA helicase HAS1
Exons: 3
Coding region: 1-1794 (597 amino acids)
Biological process (GO): maturation of LSU-rRNA from tricistronic rRNA transcript (SSU-rRNA, 5.8S rRNA, LSU-rRNA)
Cellular component (GO): nucleolus
Molecular function (GO): nucleic acid binding; RNA helicase activity; ATP binding
Source: RefSeq, a predicted model, not a curated record